This is a messenger RNA of Poeciliopsis prolifica (blackstripe livebearer), 4347 nucleotides long. It is a transcript of the gene rab4b, whose product is annotated as RAB4B, member RAS oncogene family. The record is from RefSeq and is a predicted model, not a curated record. The transcript is spliced from 8 exons. Gene Ontology annotation, molecular function: GTP binding; GTPase activity. Gene Ontology annotation, biological process: regulation of endocytosis; Rab protein signal transduction. Gene Ontology annotation, cellular component: endosome. The coding region runs from base 149 to 790 and encodes 213 amino acids. Lineage: Eukaryota; Metazoa; Chordata; Actinopteri; Cyprinodontiformes; Poeciliidae.
GUCAGAACAGAGGAAGCCAAGAAGGGGAUCAAGGAAACCUCUAGCAUCGCAGACAAACACCCCAGAAGACGAGUGAACCCAGCGGUCCCACGGCUGUGACUGUACCAAAAAGAACCGCAAACGGGUCCUUGACACAGCGAGGGUCAAGAUGUCUGAGACAUACGACUUCCUGUUCAAGUUCCUAGUGAUCGGCAGUGCCGGUGCGGGGAAAUCCUGCCUCCUCCACCAGUUCAUCGAGAACAAGUUCAAACAGGAUUCCAACCACACCAUCGGCGUGGAGUUUGGUUCCAGGGUGGUCAAUGUCGGCGGGAAGACGGUCAAACUGCAGAUCUGGGACACUGCCGGACAGGAGCGAUUCCGUUCUGUGACACGUAGCUACUACAGAGGAGCAGCUGGAGCCCUCUUGGUGUAUGACAUCACCAGCCGUGAAACUUACAAUGCGCUGACCAACUGGCUGACGGACGCACGGACACUAGCGAGCCCCAACAUCGUCAUCAUCCUGUGCGGAAAUAAGAAAGACCUGGACACGGAGAGAGAAGUGACGUUUCUGGAAGCCUCGCGGUUUGCUCAGGAGAAUGAACUAAUGUUUCUGGAGACGAGCGCUCUGACGGGCGAAAACGUCGAGGAGGGAUUCCUGAAAUGUGCUCGCACUAUCCUCAACAAGAUCGAUUCAGGGGAGUUGGACCCUGAGAGGAUGGGCUCAGGGAUCCAAUAUGGAGACGCCUCACUGAGGCAGCUGCGGCAGCCGAGAGGCACGACAACGCAAAACAAGCAGCAGUGUAACUGCUAGGGGUCGGACCCCGUCCUUACUUGAACCCGCUGGCCCAUACGGAGAGACCGUCCCCUGCAGCUCAUCUCCAGGUGUUUUUGGGUGUGUACGACUGCUGUCUCAUGCACUUUAGACCACCUGGAUCAAUGUUGGUAGGUUGGCCUCCGACCUCUGGUAAGACUCCUUACCUGAGUGGUUCAGGUUUUCAUCCCGCAUCUGGACAGCUUAACCCCCCUCCCUCUCAGUGCAAAGACGGUGCGAUCACGAAGAAGGCACGCCAUCAUCAGAUGCCAGAGGAGGACAAGUCCAGGGUUGUUUGUUUUGAGCUUCUCUCCUGUCGUUUUACGUCUUCGCUUUACCACGCUGGUUUUAAGCAACCCUAAGAUGUUUUCCUGCAUUUGCACUUCAUUGGCUGUAAAUGAUUGUGAAGCUCCUUCGAGCAUUUUCAUCACUCGGCCUUCGGCUGAUUAGUUAAUCGAAGCAAAUCGUAACCGAUGGUGACUCUGUGAUAAACGGUCUACAUGUGUACUCUUAAGAGGUCAUCUUCCUCCAUAGUUUGGCUUAAAGAUGUCGUAUUCAGGUUUCUAUCAGACGUAACGUCUGUGGUUUGUCAUCUUAUGAUAUUUCUCAUCUGAUCAGAGAAUUGAAGAGUCGUGGGGCUCAGGUGGCGCUCAGUCAGACCCAGAGUGUUCCAUCAUUGAGUGUUGCAGUGGAGAAUGCUUGGUUUUUUGUAUUGCAAAUGCACUGUAGUGAUGCAGAGCGAUGGCGUUUAGGUUAUGCUCCAUGCUUUACAUGCACAGUAUUGAGCAGAGUUUUGCAUCCUUUCAUCCACCACAUUGAUCCCGUUCUUUCCUUCUUCUUUUUUUGUCUGGAGUGAAUAUAUAUUAUACAGUUGCAAUGAGUUUUAGAAGCAAGAAUUGGGAGCACCAAUUUUUUUAUUUUUUUUGUAGUCAACACAGUGUCAAAAUGACAUAUAAACCCUCAAAUAUAGACAUAGAGUAAUAUUUGCAUCAAUUUCUCUUUGCUAGCUGUGGAGAAACUACACGUUUAGUCGCCAUAAAGACAAUAAUUCUGCCUGGACGUUUUUGCCAGUCUUAAAGUAGUUUUGGGACGGCUCACACCUUUGAGCAGAGUUGUCACAUUUUCAUUAGGGUUCAGAUCAGAGCCGUCGCAGAUUCCAGUAGCUUGAUGUCAGCCCGCUUUAGCAGCUCCAGAACCAGUUUUUAUCUGUCAAACACUCAAUUGUGUCCAAGUUUCAACCUAUUGUCGAUCUGAGACAAAGCUGAAGAAUUUGUAGCUAGUCAGCCAUCGUCUUUAUUGUACCCAUUUUAUGCAGCACCAGGAUAAACGGCAAUGAAACAAACAUCAGCAUGAUGCUGCCACCACCGUGCUUGAUAGCAUGUUCUGUGUUUUUAGGUUUUCAAGCCUCAGCAUCUCUCCUCUAAACAUGCUCCUCCUGCACAGUGAAAUCUUUGACUCUUCUCUCCUUGUGUUCACAUUUCUGUCAAGGUUAAAGGUCGUGACACUGGAGCAAGUGUUUGUUUCUUUGACACUGGUGUCCCAGCAUCUCUCUGAGCCUUUCAAGUUCCUGGGUUAUUCUUGACCAGACUAACAAAUUUCCUUUCAUUGAAGCUGAUAUUUUGGUUGAACCUAUUAAAAAUGUAUUCAACAAGCUGCUGGCCCAACAUCCAUUCAGAAUUACUGGAGAAGUUUCUUAAUGGCUAAAAAAAAAGUGUGGUUCCUCAAUACAUUAAUACAUAUAUAUAUAUAUAUAUAUGCACACAUGUAUUUACAAUUUUACAUCUUCACAUGUCGAAGCCAUUCAAACUGUAUGUUCUAUAAUAAUUUUAUACUCCAAAGAACACUUAAAACAACAAAUUUCAGCCCAAAUUAAAUAUCUUACCUAAGCUGUGUUUUACGCCGACGUUUCACUCUCCUCCACGUCAAAGUGCAACAAAGGAAAUGUGAUUUCCAAAGUUUCCGACAUGUAAAUAUUGAGCGAUAUUAAAAACUGAAGGCAGUAAGACCUCUCUGAUGUCUAGUCCUAAUUUACUGACAGAUUAGGAGUCAUUUGUCUUUUUUUUUACGUGGGGAAGUGAUGAUUCAGAAAUCUGUUUGCAGCCUCACAAGUAACUACUUAAGCACACAAACUAUAAAGACGUAUUGGGGUCAUUUGGAGCAAAACGAUGGUAGAUUAUUUCUUUUGUGUAUUUUUCUGAUUUUCCAUUUGAGAGUAAAGUUGAAACGUCGAGAAUAAAGUCAAAGGGGUUGGUAGAAGUGUCAAGUUUGAUUUGAAAGUAGUCAAAAUAUUGAAGAAAAAAACAAAACAUUUUGGUAAGAUUGGAAUGUCAGAGUUGGAAUGUGGAAACAUUUUUCAAGAAAAUGUGACAUGUUGAGAAAAGAUCUUUUAUCUUUUCAAAUUGUGGGAAAAAGUAAAACAUUUUCAUAAAGAGAAUGUCAAAAGAAAAUUGGAACUAUCAAAAAUUGAGGUGAAAUGGGUUUUUUUGGGGGGAGGAGGGAGAAUUUUCAAAGAAUAAAUCAGGAAAAUCCUGAGACUGUAAUUGUUAAACCAAACAAAGACCCACAACAGUUGUGAAAAAGAGCUGCUUUAAUGCAACACCGCAGUUCAGGAGCGGUCCGUUAUCCUUUCCACUCUGAAUUUUUCAAAAAUGAAAUCGGAUUUUGACCCUUUUUGAAAGCUUCAAACGUCUUCUUGAUACUAUGACUCAAUAUUUCAACUUUAAAGAAAAAAAAAUUUUGUUCUAGUUUGUUUUAGUGAGCCAACUCAGGUUAUCAAUUACUUUAGGAGGGCGGGGGGGAAUGGACCACCGGGGCAGACAUUCUGGUGAUGCUGGGGUGAAUCGGGUUCCACUUCAGCACCUUUCCAAACCCCUCCCCUCCCACCUUUCUGCUAAAGAGACAGGCACUGCUUGUGCAAAUCGCCCUGAAUUAUGAGGUUUUGUCCCUCCAGGCUCACAGUGGAUGUUUUAACCCGAGUGAUGGGGAAACUGGGGAGGACUUUCUGGGUUUUCAGGGUAUCGGGAGCAGUGAGAAUGUGUUGCUUUUGCAUUGUGCGAGUCAUUUCUGAAAGUGCACUUUUACUUUUACAAUUUUGUUUUCUGAAUAUGCUGUACCUAUAGAAAUGUAAAUGUUAUUUUACUUGAAAAAAAUAUACUUUAAUAAAGAUUUUAAUGUAGAUGUUAUCAGCUCUUAUUGAUGAAUUGCAACUGGGGUUCCUGGUUUUGGCCUCCUUGUGUCUGCCGUCACCCAUGCUGUGGUGGACCGAAAUGGUCGCGUUCGCUUUGUGAGAAAGCAGCUGAUUUGUUCUGUUUUAUACGCAUUUAUGAUUUGAAAUGUUUCAGUUCUGCUGACUCGCAGUGAGAGCGCAUUAAUAUGUGUGUACAGGUGUAAACGGCAGUCAUCAGAACCUCAGUCACUUGUCUGGACUUCAGCACUCGGGAAACACAAUCCUGACUCAGUUGUUUUGUAAAUGAUGUGAUAUAUAUAUACGGUUAUAUAUAUAUAUCAGCCCAGAUAUUACUGUACAUUUUAAUUAUAACCUAUGAUGUAAAUACGAA